AACGAUGUGGCAACAUUGUUUGAUGUAUUCUGUGAAGUAGGUGCCGGUAUGGAGAGUGGUAAAGGUAGUAAAAGUGUUUGUGCGAUAAUAUUACAAAAAUAUCCAGACGAUUUUAAUGAUGAACAAACCCUCAAAUCCGUCACGCAGUUCUCAUUCCCAUGCGGUCUUGACGACGACGAUGUUGAGGCUGUUCAACUUUUCUCAUUUGUAUUGACCGAUCAGAAAUCACAAUACACAUACGCAUUUUGCCGUCAUACUCCACGCAAUAACACUUGCUUGUGUAUACUCAGGGGUAGGAUUGGGAACCCGGAAGCCUCGUUGGUGUUCGAAGCCCAACCUAACCAUAGAAUAAGGUAUGUGGUAGUGCAGUUCAAUGUAAAAUAUCAUCAUCAUUUCGGGAUGCGUUCUCAAAAGUUCCUUUUUAGUGGUCUUCCAUGGGCAAGUACAUUUUAUACGAUACUGAAUCACAUUACGACAGUUAUGAACACAAAAGAUACAAGUGAUUUGGAAUCGAUCUUAACUUGUGCAUAUCAUACUCCGAUACCUAGGCCUGGUGGACAGCUUCGGAUUGAAUCUACUCUCGGUCAGAACAAACUCGAACUCACAGUACCAGAUUGCAGUCGUUUGCCAACGCUGCGAGAGGAUAAAUAUAUGCUAGAAUUUUACAACGCGAUUCCAGAAAAGCAAAUGAUUAGUUUGUACGCGAGUCUUUUGAAAGAGCGACGAAUUAUUUUUACGGGUCGUAAAUUAAGCCAACUGUCAUCGUGUAUAUUCGCUGCCGCAACAUUGCUUUAUCCAAUGUAUUGGCAAAAUUUAUUCAUACCUGUCUUGCCAGCUGAUCUUAUUGAUAUGUUAAUGGCACCUAUGCCGUAUCUUGUUGGUGUUCCCAAGAAAACUUUCCUGAAGACGAAACAGUCGGAUAUCGGUGAAAUAGUUGUUGUUGAUAUUGACAGUCAAGUGCUGCAAACAUCUCAUAAUGAUCUCAGUGAUCUUCCAUCCGAAGUUAUCGCUUUUCUGCGGCAUCAGUUGCGAUCUUCAUCACAAAUCUUCGUAUCAGACGCUUUUGCACGCUCCUUUCUAAGAACGAAUGUUUUUUUGUUCGGUGGGUAUCGUCUAGGUUUAACGUUUGGUUCAUCUUCAAAAGUCACUUGGAAUCGUGAGAAGUUUGUCCAGAGCCAACGAGCUUCACUGCAACCUUUUUUAAGAUCGUUACUCGGUCAGGAUGGUGUUCAGUAUUUGGAAAGGUUUAUCGAGGAGCGAUUAGAAGCACUUAAUAAAGGUGUUCCAAUCGAUGAUGAGUUCGAGAGGGAAUCUCGAUUGUUUGAUUCGAAUACUAAGCAGCAUCCCUUGAAAGCAUCAAAUUUGGUAGCAAUUACGAAUCCAGAAGUAUUGCAACAAGCCGUUUCAACGGUUUGUUCUUUAAACUUUAUUUCUGUUAUGCCAGUUGCUUGUCUUAUGUAUGUGUAUCAUGAUUUCAAAGAGCGGUUGGGUCGUUUAACUCCAAAAGAGAUGCGUCGAUCACCAAUGUCAAUUUCAACAUCAAAUAAAUACGUAGCUCAUUGGGAUGAUGAAGAUGAUGACGAUAACGAUAACGAUAAAAAUAAUGCAUCAGGAUUGUCAUUUGUUGAUGCCCAGUCAUGGUUGAUUAACAACUACAACAAAACUGGUGGCGAAGAUUACUCAAGUGCCCAGGCUACGCAGCCGACUAGCAGUUUUACUGUCGACCAUUUGAACGAGCGUCGUGAUGAUGGUUGUGAACAACAUUUACCAUCUAAAGAUGCACGGCAAGAAUCAUCUUCGUCAGAUUUAAUUGAUUUGCGCAGCAGUUCAGAAAGUGACGACCGAAGUGAGUUAUCAUUAUUUUUAAAAGCAUGUCCGAGUGAACCGUCUGGCAGUAAAGAUGCUCCGCCUGAGUUCAUUGAUCAACCGUCAUCAUCAACAGUGUCGAACAAUACUCAUCUAAACUCCAACGCGAAACCACUUCAUUCUACCGUUAUUCAUGAUAUUACCUCAAGUUCAUCCUUGCAGUCCACUGCAAAUGGACAGUGCUUCAGUGAUAAAGGUUGUAACGAUGGAACAACUUUCCAUAACGAUCCAUUCAAUUUUGAUCUUUUUACAUCGUUUAAUACUUCUCGACCGAAUUCAUACGAUCAACCCUCAGAUAAUACAAACACUAGCACUGCCAUUUUUGCUCGUCAACAAUGGGAACGUUUCGAUUAG
Molecule: messenger RNA, 2220 nt
Organism: Anisakis simplex (herring worm)
Lineage: Eukaryota; Metazoa; Nematoda; Chromadorea; Rhabditida; Anisakidae
Source: the annotation of a GenBank genome assembly